GCGAUGUGUACGCUGUUUUCAUUUCUGCUCCCUGACUCUGCGCUAACCGCUACUGAGCUAGCAAGCAGCACUCGGAUGUCUGCUCGCUCCUGUUUCAUUAUAACGUGUUUAUUUUCUAACGUUAAAUCUCUUCCGUCGUUUGGAGUUGAGCCGUUGAACCGUGUGUGUGACGUCAUCUCGGUGGUCUGCCGGUGGAGACGGACUCCUCUCCCCGGUGCUCACCGGCUUAUGAGCAGCUCAGCACGCGGACAGAUGCCCCAAAAACACAAAGCGGGGAGUUGUAAGGAGCUGAGAGGAGCAGAGGGUGGAGCUUCCUGUCCGGUGUCCCGGGACAAGCGAGGCGCCGUCACCAUUGCGGUGCGCGUCAAGCCCGCCUCCAAGCACAGCGGGGUCACAGAUGUUUCGGCAGAGGCGGUGGGCGUCGCCGUCUCGGCGCCUCCAACGGACGGAGAGGCCAACACCGAGCUGAUCCGCUUCCUGGCCGAAGUCCUGGACCUGAAGAAGAGCCACGUGUCUCUAAACAAGGGCUCCAGGUCCAGAGACAAAGUGAUCCACGUGGACUCCCCUCUGAGUCCAGAGGAGGUUCUGAGGAGGCUCAGAGAGGCUGCAGGCUGACGGGAGGAUGUGCUUAAUCUCCAAAAUAUUUAAAAUGCAAAAUAAACAGUUGAUCUCUUU
This is a messenger RNA of Gasterosteus aculeatus aculeatus (three-spined stickleback), 675 nucleotides long. RefSeq names its product chromosome X C15orf40 homolog (gene cxh15orf40). Lineage: Eukaryota; Metazoa; Chordata; Actinopteri; Perciformes; Gasterosteidae. The record is from RefSeq and is a predicted model, not a curated record. Gene Ontology annotation, cellular component: cytoplasm.